Molecule: messenger RNA, 1086 nt
Organism: Lodderomyces orthopsilosis Co 90-125
Lineage: Eukaryota; Fungi; Ascomycota; Pichiomycetes; Serinales; Debaryomycetaceae
Product: exosome non-catalytic core subunit
Exons: 1
Coding region: 1-1086 (361 amino acids)
Biological process (GO): TRAMP-dependent tRNA surveillance pathway; U1 snRNA 3'-end processing; nuclear mRNA surveillance
Cellular component (GO): cytoplasmic exosome (RNase complex); nuclear exosome (RNase complex)
Source: RefSeq, a predicted model, not a curated record
AUGGCUGAAUUAAAGCAAGUUUCUUUCACACCAGAUGUAUUGGCAAGAGUGGCACCAGAUGUAUCUCUACAACGUCAUCUAUCCAUUGGAAUUAGACCUAAUUUACGUAAUUUCACCGAGUUUAAAGCAGUUGAUUUUGGCAAUAGUUUUCAACUACAACAAAAAGAACACAACAUCUUUGCAUCGUCCAUUGUGAAAAGUGGAUCCACCACAGUAAUCACGACAAUCAGUUUAGGCAUUGUCGAAGAUUUAGGCAAUAAGCACAAACAACGCAAUCAACACUUUGCCACCGUCUAUCCUCAAGUUGAAAUACUUCGUGGUAGAUCUGGUGCUCCCACUGAUGAAGAAAUGAUUAUAAGUCAAGAUUUGUUUGAAACCUUUAGGCAUUGUAAAAUCAUUCCACAAGAGAGUUUGAAUAUUGACAAUAUUGGUAUCAAGAUAAAAGAUGAAGAGACUGGUGAGGAAGUGAUAUUGUAUCCUGAUUUAAACGAAUCGCAAUGGCAAUAUGUCAAUUUAUCAAGUAUGCAUAACAAACCAUUUCAAUUUGUUUUGUUAGCAAAUACGAAAGUAUACCUGAGAGAGGUCUCAACAAAUUCAAUUUUUGAUUUAUGCUUUGCUUCUAUUUUGAAAGCAUUGCAAGAUAUGAAAUUACCAAGGUGUUUUGUUAAUGAUUCAAUAAGUACAAAGAUUUCCAUUAGAUCUAGAAAAUCAAAUGCAAGAGGAUUGGUGGAUACGAAUAAAGGAGUGUUGAACUUGGAUUUGAGACAAGAAUCACAAUACAAGUUACAAUUGAAUGUGAAUACAGGCACCAUUUCAAGUAAUUUUGGUGUGAUAAAACUAGACCAAAGGGGGGACACAGAGCAACAUAACGAUGAUGAUAUGAUUGUAGACAAUGAUGAUGAGCCCAUUUUAUUAACUGACUUAGAAGGUGAGGCGGAAGAAUCAACUAUAUUGUCGAGAAUAUCUAUCGUCAACAAUUCACAAACGAUAAACAAGAUCAGCUUGGUUAGUAAUGGUGAUGUCACUUUGGAUACACUUAGGCGAGCCCUUGAUAUAUCCAGACAAAGAGCUAAUUUGAAAUCAUAG